UACACCGAAAUUAAAUACGGCUGUAUUGGAAAACGGCUUACAACUAUUGGAGUUGACUUUGACGUGUGGCGAUGCACCCGUUUGAUUGACAUUCUACGGUGCUUUGUGUUGCUUCGAACUUUUUUGACGUUGACAUUCCGCUCGUCUAAUUGGUAGACUUACGGAUUGCCUUCCUUCCGCGUUAAUAUCAUCGCGCGGGCUGUUCACAAGGACAAUAGCUGGACAUUUAGGCGCAGAUCGCGAAAUGAGCGUUUUAAUGACAGCUAACGGAGUUGUUCCGGUGUUCAUUCAUAUUGAUUGUUGAGUCAUUCAUUAAUGCGUGUUAGUGCUGGGCGAUUAUUUAAUGCAUUUAAGUGUGGUUUUGUUCAUUUGCUGUACUAUUUUUCAUUGCAUUUGCUAUGUGGUUUAUGUGCAAUGUCAUCCAAUAUUUAUUGAUGGUACAUUUUCAUGCAUGAUUGUGUGUUAAAGGGAAAGUGCACAAAAUGUCUGAGGGUUCUAAAACACAAAAUGAACACGCUCCACAGCAUGAAAAAAGGGUUCCUAAAAUGACAGAAAAGGCUCUUAUUAAUUUUAUUGAAAAAUGUCAGGUAGAAAGGCAGUCACAAUGCAAAAAGGCAACUGCUUCAAUGGAAAAUCUCAAAGUGCUAAUGGACGCAGUUGAGAAUGUUUCUGAAGUUCAAACGCAGUUGAACAUUAUGAUGAAGUGCUUAAAAGAUGCUCAGGAAAAUCAUGACUCACUACUGAAAUUAAAUAUUCCUCCUGAUCAAGCUGCUUUACAAAAUCAAUGGUUUGAGAAAAAAAGAACACUUUAUUUUGGAUUCAUGGAAAAAGUGAAAGCUUGGCUUUGCGAUGUUGGGCAACCACGUGAGGAAGUAUUUCAUAACGACCCAAUUAAAGAUGGUGGAAUUACAGAUCAAGAGGAAGGAGCCAGAGUCCAAGAUUCUCUCAAGCUAGGAGACAGUGCUUCAGUUCUAUCUUCAAACCAAAGUCAAAAUUCCAAAUCUUCAUCCACAACAUCUUCACAAAAGGCUUCAAUUACAUCUUCAAAACAAAGUCAAAAGUCCAAAUCUUCAUCCACAACAUCUUCACAGAAGGAGCGCAUCAAAGCUGAAGCUGAGAAGGCAGCUCUCAUUGAACGUGUUGCUGCUUUGAAGAGGAUGCAUCAAUUGGAAGUGGAGGAACAAAAUUUGAGGAGACAAAAGGAACAAUUGGCACUGGAGACUGAAUUGGCAGCAUUUAAUGCUAAAAUCAAUGUUUUUGAGGAGAACGCAUCACUGAGCUCCCGAAGUUCGUAUGGAAGGAGCUCCAAAGUUCUGAAGGCCAACGCAAACAUUUUAAAUCCCGGUGCGGCUGAAUUUUGUCCAAAGGAAAGGAAGUCAGUUAUUGAUUGCUCAGCAGCGCCCCCGUUGGUAGUUCGUCCAAAGGAAAGGAGAACAGUUGUGCCUGAUGAUAGCGCUGUAGCGUCCUCGUUGGUCGUUCGUCCAAAGGAAAGGAGGACAGCCAUGAUUGAUGAUUGUGCUGCAGCGCCCCCAUUGGCGGUCAACAUAAAUGACCAGAUAGAGCUCUCACAGCCAAAUUAUGAUGGGCCAUUCAUUGAUCAAAAGCCGCAUAAUGUAUAUAAUAUGGGAAAUGCUUCUCAGGUUAUUGGUCUCCCUGCAUUUCCAGCCCAGUCAGGAGGGCACAGGCAGAAAAUGCCCACAUUUCAAACACAUGCAAGUCGUAAUUCUGUGGGGCAUGACACUCAGCUGAAGCCCAUGGUUCAUACCCAAUCACAGGGAACCUUUAAUCAAUCUUCUUCUCCGCAAGCUGUCAAUCAAAAUGACAUUUUCAACAUUAUGCAAAGGCAAAAUGACAUUACUACCUUAAUGAUACAACAAAGUCUAGCUUCUGCUCUCCCACCACGACAAAUUCACAUUUUUGAUGGGGACCCCCUUCAAUAUCAUGCGUUCAUGCGAGCAUUUGAAAAUGGAGUCAAAGAUAAGUCCAACAAUUACAGUGACUGUUUACAUUUUCUCGAGCAAUACACAAGAGGCUUGCCAAGGGAAAUUGUGCAAAGUUGCCAGCAUUUACCUCCUGACCAGGGGUACCAAAGGGCAAAAAAUCUUCUUAUGGAGCACUUUGGCAAUGAGUAUAAAAUCAGCUCUGCCUACAUGAACAAAGCUUUCAGCUGGACGCCUAUCAAACGGGAGGAUAUCAAGGCUCUACAGGCUUUUGCCUUAUUUCUUCGUGGGUGUUGUAAUGUGACGGAGCAGAUCCAGCACAUGAAAGACUUGGAUAUGCCGUCAAAUAUGAGGACCAUAGUGCUGAAGUUGCCCUACAAUAUGCGGGAAAGGUGGAGAAACGCUGCGUGUGAUUUGAUGGAGCACUCUGGGCGAAGGGUUAUGUUCAGUGAUUUGGUGGCAUUUAUUGAAAAGCAAGUUAGGACAGCCACAGAUCCACUUUUUGGCAACAUUCAAGAUACCCACACUGCUGCCUCGAGUAAAAGCUCAACUCCAUACCAGAUAAAGGAUCUGAAGGAGCGCAAACAAAGCAGUUUCGCCACAAAUUUGUCUGCGUCACAAACCUCCCCUCGUACUUCCCAAUGCUGCAUGUUUUGUAAAAAGAGUGGUCACUCAUUGGACAAGUGCACUCAUUUUAAAGGAAAAUUGCACAGUGACAAGAUCAGCUUCAUCAAGGAGAAAGCAAUCUGUUUUGGCUGCCUCAAGGAGGGACAUGUUAGCAAAGACUGCAAUAAUCGAUUGGAGUGUGAUGUGUGCCGUCAAAAGCAUCCUGGAGUUCUGCACAUCAAGCAGCUCGUUAAAAGAACAGUUCAACAAGUAAAAGACACGCAGCCACAACAGGAUGACCCCAAGGAACCAGCAAUCACCGUUGAAACUGUUGCAUCUCAGACAUGUGGUCAUAUUGGGGCCGGUUUUGAGGAUGAUUGCAUCUUUUCUAUUGUACCAGUCCAAGUUAAAGCCAAAAAGAGUGAUGUUGUGCUACAAACAUAUGCCUUUUUGGAUCCUGGUAGUUCAGGAACAUUUUGUACAGAAAGCCUCAUUCAGCGGUUGAACAUGAGGAAACGAAGAACUAAUUUGUUGCUGCGUACCUUGGGACAGGAAAAAAUAAUUGCCAGUCAUGUCGUAUCCGGCCUGGAGGUGUCAGGAUUGGACGACAAUGAUUUCAUUGACUUGCCUGAUGUUGUUACCCAGACACGCAUGCCUGUGUCCCACCACAAUAUUCCCAGGCAAGAUGAUGUGGAUAAAUGGCCAUAUCUCAGCGAUGUCAAGCUCCAACAAAUUGAUUCAAAUAUCGACCUUCUCAUUGGUACUAAUGCAUCAAAAGUAAUGGAACCAUGGGAAAUCAUAAACAGUCAAGGAGAUGGUCCCUAUGCUGUAAGGACCAAAGUUGGAUGGGUGCUCAAUGGCCCACUUCGAGCUGGCAAUGACAGGAGGAGUAGCCAUGUUAGUUCCACAAUUACUGCGAAUCGAAUAUCCCUGGUACACAUUGAGGAAAUGAUGAUUCAGCAGUAUAACCAUGAUUUUAAUGAGACAACUUUAAAGGAACAACCUGAAAUGUCAAGAGAAGACAUCAAGUUCAUGGACAUAAUGCACAGCUCCUCAGUGUUGAAGGAUGGUCAUUAUUACUUGGACCUACCUUUCAGAAAUGCCAACCCCAUCAUGCCAAACAAUCGCAGCAUUGCCGAACAGCGCCUCAUGAGCCUGAAAAGGAAGUUUGGAAAAAAUGAGGUCUUUCGAGAGGAGUACGUAGCAUUUCUCACCGAUGUCAUCGAUCAAGGUUAUGCUGAAAUUGUACCAGAGGGUCAACUGAGACAAGAGGAUGGAAAGCAGUGGUAUAUUCCACAUCAUGGAGUUUAUCACCCUCGAAAAGGAAAGUUGAGAGUGGUGUUCGACUGCGGAGCAAUGUACAAGGGGAUGUCACUCAACUGCCAGCUUCUACAGGGACCUGAUCUCACAAACUCACUAAUUGGAGUUUUGCUCAGAUUCAGACAGGAAUCUGUGGCGUUGAUGGCUGAUAUCCAGGCAAUGUUCCAUCAAGUGAAAGUGUCAGAAAAGGACGUCAAUUUCCUUCGGUUUCUGUGGUGGCCCCAGGGAAAUACAGAACACCCUCCAGUUGAAUACCGAAUGACUGUCCACCUGUUUGGUGCUGUAUCCUCGCCAAGCUGUGCGAAUUAUGCACUGAGGAAAACUGCAGAUGAUCAUGCAGGUCAGUUUCCAGCAGAAGUGGUUGCUACAGUCAAAAACAAUUUUUAUGUUGAUGACCUUCUGAAGUCCUUGUCUUCUGAGAAGGAGGCAAUUCAGAUGGUGCAGAACCUAACUGCGCUCUGCCAGAGAGGUGGUUUUAAUCUUUCCAAGUGGAUAAGCAACAGUCGAUCAGUGCUGACAACAAUCCCACAAGAGAACAGAACAAAUGGAAUAAAGGAGCUGGAUUUGGAACGGGAGAGUCUACCAUUGGAGCGAGCUCUCGGAUUGCAAUGGUGUGUUGAAAGCGACCAGUUCAUGUUCAGGACCACCACCAAGGAAAAAACACAGACCAGGAGAGGAAUCCUAUCAGUGGUCAGUUCACUUUAUGACCCGCUGGGAUUUCUAGCACCCUUCACUCUGUCAGCCAAGUUGUUGCUGCAGGAGUUGUGCAAACGACGCCACACCUGGGAUGAGUACAUUCCUCCAUAUUUCUCUCAGCAGUGGUCAGAGUGGCUCAACGACUUGGAGAGGAUGACAGAGUUCAAGGUGAAUCGGUGUUUCAAGCCCAAGAACUUUGGAAAGACCAUCAAGGCAAGACUGCAUCAUUUCUCUGACGCUAGUCAAGAUGGCUAUGGCACAGUGUCUUAUCUGAGGCUAGAGAAUGCUGUUGGAAGGCUGCACGUCGCAUUCAUUUUGGCCAAAGCCAGAGUCGCGCCACUGAAACAGACGACAAUCCCUCGGCUGGAACUCACAGCUGCUGUUCUAGCAGUGAAGCUUGAUGCAAUGCUGCAAAAGGAGUUGGAACUCAAGUUGGAGAAGUCCACAUUUUGGACAGACAGCACUACAGUGCUUAAGUACAUUAGCAACGAAACCAAGCGUUUCCACACCUUUGUUGCCAAUAGGACUGCGGCCAUAAGAGAGGCUACAAGUGUGGAACAGUGGCGGUACAUUGGUACCAAAGACAAUCCAGCGGAUGAUGUUUCACGAGGCAUGAAAGGCGCCGACUUUCUGAUGAACAAAAGGUGGAGUAAUGGACCAAAAUUUCUAUCAACGUCAGAAGAGGAUUGGCCAGACUCUGACUCCAAGCUCCAACCGAUUGCUGAGGAUGAUCCGGAGAUUAAAAGAGACUUGACAGCCAAUGCCAUUAUCAUGAAGACAUAUGAGAACUACACUUACCAGCUAAUGAAUUACUUUUCGACAUGGCGGAAGCUGAAAACUGCAGUAGCCUGGUUUUUAAGAGUCAGGCAUUGUCUGAGGCUGUUGCAUCAGAAGAGGACUGAAACCCAUGCUGCUGUCUGCAAAGUUGAAAAGGAUCUUCAUAAACAAACAGAAGAAGUCACAAAGAGAAUGCAAGUCUUCAAGAGGACACUCGGUGGGCAAUACCUGCACCCCGAAGACCUCGCCAAGGCAGAAAAGACGAUAUUGUGCUUUGUACAAGGACUGAAAUUUGAGAAAGAAAUUGCCACGCUGAAGAGCGGUAUCACUCUCAAGAAGGACAGCCAGCUUUAUAAGUUGGAUCCUGUGCUGGACGAUGGACUCCUGCGAGUUGGUGGCCGUGUUAGGAGAUCCUCAAUGCCGGAGGAAACCAAGCACCCGAUUAUCCUGACCAAAGAUUUUCAUGUAUCUACACUCAUUCUUCGCCACAUCCAUCAGCAGUUGGCACAUGGAGGGAGGAAUCAUGUGUUGAGCCACCUUAGGAAGAAAUACUGGAUCACAAACGCCAAUUCUGCAAUAAGAAAGGUCAUUUCUGAGUGUGUCACUUGCAAACGCCAACGAGGAAAGAUCGGUGACCAAAAAAUGGCUGAUCUGCCAAAGGAAAGAGUCUUACCUGACGUAGCCCCAUUCACCAACGUGGGGGUGGACUACUUUGGUCCAAUCAACGUCAAGAGGGGACGGAAUAUUCUAAAGAGGUACGGAGUGAUCUUCACAUGUCUGACAAGCAGAGCCAUGCAUCUUGAAGUGGCGUACAGUCUGGAUACAGACUCCUGUAUAAAUGCUGUGAGAAGGUUUAUCUGCAGAAGAGGACCAGUGUCUAGUAUUCGGUCUGACAAUGGGACAAACUUUGUAGGAGCCAACAGAGAACUAAAAGAGGCUCUGACUGCUUUUAACCAUAACAAGAUGCAAGGUGCCUUACUGCAUGAAGGUGUAACAUGGAACUUUAACCCCCCUGCAGCUUCCCAUCAUGGCGGGGUGUGGGAACGUCUAAUACGCAUGGUGAGGAAAGUACUCGAGUCUGUUCUGCAUCAGCAAAUCCUUGAUGAUGAAGGUUUGCAAACAGUCCUUUGUGAGGCAGAAGCCAUCCUGAAUAGCAGACCCAUCACUACCAUUUCAGAGCAGCCAGACGAUCUUGAAGCCCUCACACCAAACCACAUACUUCUCUUGAAAGGAAAGCCAGUUUUACCUCCUGGGUUAUUUGAGAAGAAAGAUCUAUACAUCAGAAGGCGGUGGAAGCAGGUGCAGUAUAUGGCUGACCUCUUCUGGACCAGAUGGAUUUCUGAGUACUUGCCUAUGAUGCAAGAAAGGCAGAAAUGGUCCAUGCAAAGGAGAAAUCUAGUCCCGGGAGAUAUUGUCGUAAUUGCGGAUGCAACUGCUCCCAGAGGCUCGUGGAUGCUUGGAAGGGUCGUGGAGGCCAAACCUGAUGCCAGAGGGCUGGUACGUACUGUGCGGCUGCAGACGAAGACCAGUGUAUUGGAACGACCUGUAACAAAGCUGUGUCUACUAUUGGAGGCAACAGAUGAAAAGGACUGAUUAAGAAUGCAAGAGCAGAGGAGUUGAUCAAAAACUUAAGAAAACUCAAUUUAGCUAAAAGAAAAAUUAAAAAAAAAAAAAAAUAGGGGUGUUAGGUUUCAUUGAAUAUAUUAUUUUGAGUUUAAAUGGCUUCUUUAAAUAUUUCGGGUAAUUGUGGAGUGUAACGCACAAUUAGGGGCCGGAGUGUAGAAGCCAUAUUCACUGUCACAAUUGAGUGCAUCAAUGCGUUUAUUUUGAAACUGUGUUAUUGUUUUUGCCACCAGGGGGCACCACCAAUGUCAUUAGGUAUUUUACUAUAAAGGUGCGCCUAGAGAGCCACUGUUAAUUAGUGCACCUGGUGGACACACGGUUUUUACCAUAGGACCAUAGCACGCCGUAGCAUGAGCUGCAUUGGAAAGUGGACUGUUUGCUGAAUGACUGGAAUAAAUCACCAAACUAAAACCAUCCAUGUGGGCAGUUCAUUGCCGGUAUAGCCUAUGCGUACAUUCAGGUUCCGAAGGUGUACUCAGUAUUGGCUUGAUUUUGAGUUUGCUAAAAUGCCAGUACAGUCACAGUAAAGUAUUUAUUAGUUCAAGCAGAGUAAAAUGAUACAUAUUCACGGUACAAGAACGUCGUUUCCGUGUCCAUCGAUUGGUAAGAAAAGGCUGUUUGUACGAGUGACGUGUGGGCGCUCCCGUCGGGGGGACAUUUCGCGUGGAGUGGCUAUUUUUCGGCACAACACCGACGCGCCAACUUCAGACAAUUACGGCUGACGAAAGUUGGAUAAAUGCGCCCCCCCCGCCCCCCCAAUUUCGCGAGCUCUGGGACACUCGAAAAAUGACUCUCAUACCUCUCCUUGCUAAGUUAAUGGUACCUCGAUGUGCGUUUGUGUGGAAAUUUAGUUCACGAACAACGGGGAAAAAACUAUCCACCUUCUCACCGAAUCAAGAAAAACUUUACACGGCCAUUCCCCCAGUCCUGUAAAUGGGUCAGUUGACAGAAGGACUGUUAUUGUUGUGGUAAUGUAGUACUUAUGAGGGUCAAAUAAAAAGGAAAAAGGAGGGCUACGACGGCGGUCUGAAACCCGCGGCUCUUGGGCCGCAUGCGGCUCUUUAGUGCUGCUUCGGAGCUUUUUUUUUUUUUUUUAAAUGGAAAAAGAUGGGGAAGGGAAAUAUAUUUUUUGUUUUAAAAGGAUUUCUAGGAGGACAAACAUGAUACAAACAUUCUUUCAAUUCAUUAAUAUUGUAAUGAAGUUAAACUUGUGGUGUCAUCGUACAACAGAGUAGUCACGUGGUUCGCUAUAGGAUCCACUGCAGGGAAAAUAAACAUUUAAUCAUGAAGGCUAAUUAUGUAUUUCUAGCCAACUUAUUCAUUUUUAUAGUAGGCUAAUAUAGCUAGUAUUGAUAAUUAUAAGGCUUGUACAAGGCUUUUAAUUUUUUGCUGCUCCAGACAUACUGUAUCAGUUUUUUUUUGUUUUUUUUGGGGGGGGUCAAAUAUGGCUCUUUCAACAGUUUGGGUUGCCAACCCUGAGUCACUACGAGAUGUAAGUCGUACUAUUGCUACGAGAAAAAAAGUCGCAUUAUUACAUAGGGUAACGUAGCUGUAAUCAGCAACGCAUUUUACAUACAUGUACAGUAGCUGAGAGCUAUAACAUUAGCCUAGCUAAUGAAAUAUUUCAAAUAUAUCUUUGUUAUGGUUCUUCUUGGGGGAAAAAAAUAAUGAAAAAAAAAAAAAUUCGCCGUGGCACGACAUGGUGUGGCUGUCCGACUCCGAUGCAGCCCACCACCACAGUUUCGAAAAAUCCUAUGGUCAGAGAGCCUCCCACCACAGUCUCCUAGAAUCCUGUGGGAAACACUGCAGUACGUCGAACUUUGAGGCAGAUGGGCUACAGCAGCAGAAGACCACGCCGGGUGCCACUCCUUUCAGCUAAGAACAGGAAACUGAGGCUACAAUUUGCACAGGCUCAUCGAAACUGGACAAUAGAAGAUUGAAAAAAACGUUGCCUUGUCUGAUGAAUCUCGAUUUCUGCUGCGACAUUCGGAUGGUAGUGUCAGAAUUUGGCGUCCACAACAUGAAAGCAUGGAUCCAUCCUGCCUUGUAUCAAGGGUUCAGGUUGGUGGUGGUGGUGUAAUGGUGUGGGGAAUAUUUUCUUGGCACUCUUUGGGCCCCUUGGUACCAAUUGAGCAUCGUUGGAACGCCACAGCCUACCUGAGUAUUGUUGCUGACCAUGUCCAUCCCUUCAUGACCACAAUGUACCCAACUUCUGAUGGCUACUUUCAGCAGGAUAACGCGCCAUGUCAUAAAGCUCGAAUCAUCUCAGACUGGUUUCUUGAACAUGACAAUGAGUUCACUGUACUCAAAUGGCCCCCACAGUCACCAGAUCUCAAUCCAAUAGAGCAUCUUUGGGAUGCGGUGGAACGGGAGAUUCGCAUCAUGGAUGUGCAGCCGACAAAUCUGCACCAACUGUGUGAUGCCAUCAUGUCAAUAUGGACCAAACUCUCUAAGGAAUGCUUCCAGCACCUUGUUGAAUCUAUGCCACGAAGAAUUGAAAUGGUGUACCUAAUAAAGUGGUCAAUGAGUGUAUUUUUUUGCUGUACUAGAAUAAAGUGUAAUUGCACAUCCACUCAAUGGAUGGCAGUGGCACUCUCAUUUUCAGUGUGUGUGCAGUAUUUUUUAACCAAAUGAGCACACAGCAAAGAGCAAUUAAGAUAUGAAAUGCUAAAAUGAGGAAAUAUGACGAAGCGUAUGUAGCAUUUGGCUUUUGGCUUUGACUUAUAAUACAGCGGGAGAUGAGGGAAGGCAGGUCUGUUUACAUUGUUUAAAAAUGUUUGCAGUGGACAGCAGGAAUAUUUUUUCAGCGAAAAUGUGCCGAACAUUGCCAACAAUCGUCCCGCUUUUUCGGUGUUACAUCAGUAAACCAGCGAGCACUGUUAGCAUCAUAUAAGGGGGCAUAACAAGUUGCUCAAUGCAAAAUAACCUGACAUUAUAGCAAAGGAGCUGAUACUGCCUGCAGCAAAAAUAAAAACUGCCCAUCAGUCCAACGACACUGUCGUUUUUGUUGUUUCGGUCCAAUUGUUUGGCAAAUUGUCCUUUUGAGUUAAUGUUGCUACUCAAUUUGAAUUUAUUAUUAUUUAUUGUUUUUAUGAAAUUUUAUUUUUCAGCAUCAAACGGUCAAAAAAUGUAUCGAGUGUCUUUUUCCAGUACGGAUGUUUUUUUUUUUUUCACACUUUACAGUAUUGUAAGUUGAUCUAUAUUCCUUUUAUGUUAAAAUGGGCAAAAUGUUAUGCAGAGGUGUACUACUAAUAAUAAGAAUUUUAUAGACAAAUGAUACUAUAGCAUAUUUACAGUGGCG
Messenger RNA from Corythoichthys intestinalis (scribbled pipefish), 10263 nucleotides. RefSeq lists its product as uncharacterized. Bases 483 to 6932 code for a protein of 2149 amino acids. Gene Ontology annotation, biological process: DNA integration. The record is from RefSeq and is a predicted model, not a curated record. The transcript has a single exon. Gene Ontology annotation, molecular function: zinc ion binding; nucleic acid binding. Lineage: Eukaryota; Metazoa; Chordata; Actinopteri; Syngnathiformes; Syngnathidae.